Messenger RNA from Rhagoletis zephyria (snowberry fruit fly), 1391 nucleotides. RefSeq lists its product as uncharacterized. NCBI's taxonomy places the organism in Eukaryota, Metazoa, Arthropoda, Insecta, Diptera, Tephritidae. The record is from RefSeq and is a predicted model, not a curated record.
AUGAACGCGGCGUACGUAAAACCACCUAAACCGCUGGCAGUGGAUACUGACAACGCAGCACAGGCAUGGAGUCAGUGGCAUCAGCAGUACACAUGGUUUUCAGUGGCUGCAGAACUGGAGAAAAAACCAGCGGAGAUUCAAGUGGCCACGUUUAUGACGGCAAUAGGGCCGGAGGCACUUAAUAUUUAUAAUUCGUUUUCACUAAGCGAUGUGGAAAAAAAGAGUGUCUCAACAAUUAUAAAAAAGUUUGAUGAAUAUUUUGCACCUAAAGUAAACGUUACUUUUGAGAGAUACUCAUUUAACAUCAUGACACAGAAAUCUGGGGAACCGUUCGACGAGUUUCUAACGAGAAUAAAGAACCAAAGCAGAAAAUGUGAAUUUGGUGAGCUAACGGACGCUUUACUGCGAGACAAAAUUGUUUGCGGCGUUCAAAGUGACGCCGUUCGAGAGAAGCUGCUAUCUGUCGAAGAGAUAACCUUGGAAAAGGCAAUUAAGACUUGUCGAGCUAGCGAAGCAGCAACGCAACAACUAAAAGAGCUUCACAAAGAAGACACGGAGGUUAAUGUUCUAAAAAAAGUAAAACAGAGAAAUGCACAGUAUGCGCACUCGUCCUACUCAACUCCAAAAGCAAAACUAAAGCAAAAAGAGCGCGAGUGUAGGUUUUGUGGGUAUCUGCAUGAGGAAAACCGUUGUCCGGCCUACAACAAAAGUUGCAAUCAAUGUCACCGCAGAGGGCACUUCGCAAAAAUGUGUUUAAGCAGAAAACAACGAGUAUUUGAGCUUACUAAAGAAGCGACGCCAGAACGAGUAGAAAGCGAAGAAAAUAUAAGUGAAGACGAAUUGUUCGUCAACACAGUUAAUACAAACUUCGACACUAGCCGCAGCUGGUGUGAGCAAAUUAUUGUUGAAAAUAGAACAAUUAAGGUGAAGCUCGAUUCUGGAGCUCAGUGUAACGUCUUACUGAAGUCGAUUUGCAAUAAAAUGAAAAUUAAAAUUUUACCGGCUACAACGAAAAAAUUGGUAGCUUUUAACAACAGCAAAGUGAGUGUAUGUGGCGAAAUUAACGCGAAGUGCCAAGUCCGCGACAAAAAUUUAACAAUUAACUUCAAAAUUGUUGACGGUGCAGUUUCGCCUUUACUAGGAAAAGAGGAUUGUGAACGAAGCGGCCUAAUUUUGCGAGUAACCGAACUAAAGUCGGACGAUGAAAUCUUCAGUGGGCUUGGAUGCGUGAGGAACUAUGAGUAUGAUAUAGAUUUGAUUCCAAAUCCCCGCUUCGAGACAUAUGCUGCAAGGAAAGUGCCUCAUAGUAUACGGGACGAAGUAAAGAAGGAAAUUGAUAAAAUGAUACUACCCACUAAAGACAGUUGAGGAGAUAGUAGCGAGAGUUAAAG